CAUUGGUCGCAUUCGAAAAGCUAGUGGCUACGUAGUCGAAAUUCAACUAGAUUUGUGAAUGCAAAACUUCACUACAAAGCUAGUCAAUCCUGAGCUGUCAUAUUAAUGACAGAUGCAAAAGUAAACAAACGCAAAAUCGGAAACAUUUGAGAAAGUUUUAAGAAUUUUAAACAAAUAACAACAAUAUUUUUAAAUUAAAUAAAAACAAAUACAAAAAAUUAGAUAAAAUGAGCGAUUCGGAAGAAGAUGAAGUCAUAGCUAGAGCUGUGAUUGUCGUAAACGAUCUCCUCGCAGUGGGUUCCUUAUCUGACCAACUUCAAGAAAACAUUAAAGAAGAUCGCGUAAGGAAUACGAACUAUUAUGAAGUAGUAAUUCCAGAUUACAGUUUAGAAGAAUUCCGGUGCCAUUUUCGAAUGAGUCGAAGUUGUUUUUCGGAUCUUAUGACAAAGAUUGGAAAUCUCAAGUGUGUUCAUCAGUUGGAAAAAAAACUUUUGUAUACUAUUUGGACUUUAAGCAAACAAGAGAGUUUUUUGUCAUCUGGCGAUCGUUUCAAUUUAGCACCAAGUUCAGCACACAAUUCAUUUUGUGAGAUUCUGGAUUUGUUGUGUUCCCUUUUGGCUCAAUACAUUAAGUGGCCAUCAAUAAGCCAAUAUAAUGAUAUAUCCCGGGUAUUUCGAGAAAAAUCAGGAGGUUAUAUUCCCGGGAUCGUUGGUGCGAUAGAUGGGUGUCACAUUCAAAUAAAACAGCCGGUCAAGAACCCUAUAGACUACUACAACAGAAAAAAUACGCAUUCGAUUAUUUUACAAGGAGUUUGUGACCAUCGAGCUGUUUUCAUCGAUAUUUAUGUAGGCGCUCCUGGUCGACUACAUGAUGCUCGAGUUUUUAGAAAUAGCCCUCUCUCUGAUAAAUUGGCUCAAUUCUUGCCUGCCGACUACCAUCUUGUAGGAGAUGCUGCCUACCCUCUAGGUCAAAACCUAAUAACUCCCUUCCGUGACAAUGGACACCUUCUCGAAAGGCAAAUCAAUUUCAAUACACGCCUUAGCAGUGCCAGAAUAACCAUAGAGCGAACUUUUGGUUUUCUCAAAGGCCGAUUUCGUCGAUUGAAAUAUUUGGAUGUUUCAAGUCCUAUGCUGGCCAAUAAAAUUAUAACAGCUAGUUGCAUUUUGCUAAACCACAUUCAUUUAUUUAAUGAAUCUGGAAAUUUUUCUGACAUCGAAUCUGAAAAUGAUGACGAUCUGGGAAAUGAUUUAAAUUCAAGUCAAAACAUGGAAAACCAAGAAAGAAGCAGCUGUGCUAGAAAAAGAAACUUCUUGUUGAACAAUUUUUAAAAAUAAAAUAUGUACUUUUUUCAAUUAA
Messenger RNA from Eupeodes corollae, 1356 nucleotides. RefSeq names its product putative nuclease HARBI1. NCBI's taxonomy places the organism in Eukaryota, Metazoa, Arthropoda, Insecta, Diptera, Syrphidae. Bases 228 to 1328 code for a protein of 366 amino acids. The transcript has 5 exons. The record is from RefSeq and is a predicted model, not a curated record.